GUGGGGGGGGUGCGGUUGCCGCCGGGCAUUCCGUGGUAGUUUGAUCCAGUUCCGCGUUUUGCGGGCCCUUUCUAAUGUCAGAGACUUAAGCUUGGGCUUCUUGGGACCCGACGGUCCGGUUACGGGAAAAGAAUCCUCGUUGGAGAGCAGAGCCUGAAAAAGGACUGAACGGGGUGACUUCUUGGCUCCUGAAAGCAAAGCUCCACCUGACAGUGUUCCAGGCACGAUUCUGCCUUCUCUCAAAUGGCAUAACUCAGGACUCUGCAAAUUCCCAGAAACAGGAGGAAAAAUGACCACAUUCAAGGAGGGACUGACCUUCAAGGACGUGGCUGUGGUCUUCACUGAGGAGGAGCUGGGGCUGCUGGACCCUGUCCAGAGGAAUCUGUACAGAGAUGUGAUGCUGGAGAACUUCAGGAACCUGCUCUCAGUGGAGAGAAGAGGAAACGUUGCUAAGAAAAUUUUAAGGAGGAAGAUGAGGGGUUGGUCUUGUUGGCUCAGGGAUGACAGAGAUAGAAGAAAAUCCAUGUCAGACAAGAUCCAAAGUGAGAUGGAGGCAGGACCACAUGAAGAGCUUUCCUGGGGGCAAAUCUGGAAACAGAUUGCAAGUGAUUUAGUCAAGUAUGAAGACUCUAUGAUAAAUAUUUCUCAGUUCCCCAAACAAGGUGAUUUGUCUUGCCAGAUUAGGGCAGGACUAUAUACAACUCACAUGGAACAGAAGCUUUACCAAUCUAAUGAGGACAAAAAGCCCUUCACUGAUGCCUGCAACUUUGACCUUCAUCAACAGUUAUACCCAGGAGAGAAGUCUCAUACAUGUGAUGAGUGUGGAAAAAGCUUCUGUUACAUCUCAGCACUUCAUAUUCAUCAGAGAGUCCACAUGGGAGAGAAACGCUAUAAGUGUGAUGUGUGUGGUAAGGAAUUUAGUCAAAGCUCACAUCUGCAAACUCAUCAGAGAGUCCAUACUGUAGAGAAACCAUUCAAAUGUGUGGAAUGUGGGAAAGGCUUCAGUCGUAGAUCAACACUUACUGUGCAUUGCAAAUUACACACAGGAGAGAAACCUUACAAUUGUGAGGAAUGUGGGAGGGCCUUCAUACAUGCUUCCCAUCUUCAGGAACAUCAGCGAAUCCAUACUGGGGAGAAACCAUUCAAAUGUGAUACAUGUGGUAAGAACUUCCGUCGUAGAUCAGCACUUAAUAAUCAUUGCAUGGUCCACACAGGAGAGAAACCAUACAAAUGUGAGGACUGUGGUAAGUGUUUCACUUGUAGCUCAAACCUUCGUAUCCAUCAAAGGGUCCACACAGGAGAGAAACCUUACAAGUGUGAAGAAUGUGGUAAGUGCUUUAUUCAGCCUUCACAAUUUCAGGCCCAUCGGAGAAUCCACACUGGAGAGAAACCAUAUGUAUGUAAAGUGUGUGGUAAGGGUUUCAUUUACAGUUCAAGUUUUCAGGCCCAUCAGGGAGUCCACACUGGAGAGAAGCCGUACAAAUGCAAUGAGUGUGAGAAGAGCUUCAGAAUGAAAAUUCAUUAUCAAGUACAUCUGGUGGUCCACACAGGGGAGAAGCCCUAUAAAUGUGAGGUAUGUGGAAAAGCCUUCCGUCAGAGUUCAUAUCUUAAAAUCCAUCUGAAAGCACAUAGUGUACAGAAACCUUAUAAGUGUGAGGAGUGUGGGCAGGGCUUCAAUCAGAGCUCACGACUUCAGAUUCACCAGCUGAUCCAUACCGGCGAGAAACCAUACAAAUGUGAAGAGUGCGGAAAGGGAUUCAGUCGUAGAGCAGAUCUUAAAAUUCAUUGUAGGAUCCACACUGGAGAGAAGCCAUAUAAUUGUGAGGAGUGUGGGAAGGUCUUCAGUCAGGCCUCACAUCUUCUGACCCAUCAGAGAGUUCACAGUGGGGAAAAACCAUUCAAAUGUGAAGAGUGUGGGAAGAGCUUCAGUCGGAGUGCACACCUUCAAGCCCAUCAAAAAGUCCACACUGGAGAAAAGCCAUACAAAUGUGGGGAGUGUGGAAAGGGCUUCAAGUGGAGCUUGAACCUUGACAUGCAUCAGAGGGUGCACACUGGAGAAAAGCCAUAUACAUGUGGGGAGUGUGGGAAGCACUUCAGUCAGGCCUCAAGUCUCCAACUUCAUCAGAGUGUCCACACGGGAGAGAAACCGUACAAAUGUGAUGUGUGUAGUAAAGUCUUCAGUCGGUCUUCACAACUACAGUAUCAUAGGCGAGUUCACACUGGGGAGAAACCUUACAAAUGUGCAAUAUGUGGUAAGAGCUUUAGCUGGCGAUCAAAUCUUGUAAGUCAUCACAAAAUUCAUGCUGCUGGUAUAUUCUAUGAAAAUGAUGACAGUAAGGCCGGGCGCGGUGGCUCAAGCCUGUAAUCCCAGCACUUCAGGAGGCCAAGGCGGGGGUGGUUCAUGUGGUCAAGAGAUCGAGACCAUCCUGGUCAACAUGGUGAAACCCUGUCUCUACUAAAAAUACAAAAAAUUAGCUAGGCAUGGUGGCGCGUGCCUGUAAUCCCAGCUACUCAGGAUGCUGAGGCAGGAGAAUUGCCUCAACCCAGGAGGUGGAGGUUGCGGUGAGCUGAGAUCGCGCCAUUGCACUCCAGCCUGGGUAACAAGAGCGAAACUCUGCCUCAAAAAAAAAAAAAAAAAAAAAAAAAAGAAAAUGAUGUCAGUAGUAAGAAUAUCAGAGAGUUGUCAGAGAAAGGAAGUUUGACAAGGUGAUUAAAACAAAACUAAUGUACAACCUGAAUGCUUGUAAUCAGAUUUCAUAGGAGAGAAAAACUUUAUCAGCUUCCUUGAAUUUACGUGAUUUGUAACGCUCCACAUUUCCAUCUAGACUUUUUUUUUUUUUUAACUCAGUCUCACUCUCUUGCUCAUGCUGGAUGCAGUGGUGCAAUCUCAGCUCACUGCAACCUCCACCUCCUUCCAGUGAUUCUCCUGCCUCAGCCUCCUGAGUGGCUGGGAUUAGAGAUAGGCACAUGCCACCACACCUGCAUAAUUUUUGUAUUUUUAGUAGAGACAAGGUUUCACCAUGUUGGCCAGACUGGUCUUGAACUCCUGACCUCAUGUGUUCCACCUGCCUCCGCCUCCCGAAGUGCUGGGAUUACAGGCAUGAGCCACCGCACUUGGCCUUUAUCUAGACUUUGAAAUGAUUGCCUUAUAAUUACUGUAGCAUUCUCUUAUUUAAAAUAUUUGUUUUGUUUAAGGCAGUGUUUAAGCAAUAGCUCAACAUAUCCCAGUGGUCCAGUGACCACACAGCUGUGAACCGUUGUUAAGUGGUACAAUAAAGAAUUCUGUUAAAACUUUGACAUUUAUGGGAUGUCACCUAGGAAACAGGACUUAGAAAAUGGGUUUGACCUGGGCUUUAGAAAAGUAUCCUAAUGAAGGUGCCAGAAUUGAUGUCCAUUAGACUGUAAGCUCCACGGGGGCAGGAACUUUGGGGCUGAAUCUAUAUAACCUUAACAUUGAUUAGUGCUUCUGGUGUGCUCAAUACUUGUUUGUUAAGUGAAUCAAAAGGAGUAAAUAUACAAUAUUUGAAAAUUGUACCCAGAGGAAGAAGCCUGCGAAAUAAAAUUAUUUGGGGGAAAUGAA
This is a messenger RNA of Callithrix jacchus (white-tufted-ear marmoset), 3580 nucleotides long. It is a transcript of the gene ZNF234, whose product is annotated as zinc finger protein 234. Gene Ontology annotation, biological process: negative regulation of transcription by RNA polymerase II; regulation of immune system process; regulation of cytokine production. NCBI's taxonomy places the organism in Eukaryota, Metazoa, Chordata, Mammalia, Primates, Cebidae. Gene Ontology annotation, cellular component: nucleoplasm. The record is from RefSeq and is a predicted model, not a curated record. Gene Ontology annotation, molecular function: DNA-binding transcription repressor activity, RNA polymerase II-specific; RNA polymerase II cis-regulatory region sequence-specific DNA binding.